This is a messenger RNA of Eriocheir sinensis (Chinese mitten crab), 1952 nucleotides long. Its product is annotated as zwei Ig domain protein zig-8-like. The record is from RefSeq and is a predicted model, not a curated record. Gene Ontology annotation, cellular component: neuron projection membrane. Gene Ontology annotation, biological process: synapse organization. The transcript is spliced from 6 exons. NCBI's taxonomy places the organism in Eukaryota, Metazoa, Arthropoda, Malacostraca, Decapoda, Varunidae. Bases 529 to 1431 code for a protein of 300 amino acids.
GCGGGCCGGGCGGGCAGUGUUAUGCUGGCGGUGCUGGAGGGAGUCACGCCACGCUGCCUCUCUCGCCCCGCCACUGGGACCGUGCCGCUCGCCGCCAGUCACCACGCCGCCACGCCGCCGCCGCCGCCAUGAAAGUCCUGUCACGCCAUGCUCCUUGACAGCGCCACCAUGACCCCUGCAACUGUGGCUCUGGACGCCGCCACCUAUAGCUAAAACACCUUAAAACCAAAGCAGAAAGACAAAGCAAAGGACUCUAACCCCGAUUACCUUAAACCUCAUCUCCCCCCCACCUCAACCUCCCCUCACGCCCUCUCUCCUCCAAGAGACUCCGAGGGCCGCACACACAUAAAAGUAAUAAGAAAAAUACCUGAGUCCACCAUAAACCCGGGAACCUCCACGCGUUUAGAAAAAGAAAACAGAAGGUGGACAAAAGUUCGGUUCAUGCGGUUCUUGUGACUCUUAGAACGGACUGAGUUUCCAACGUUAUACAGGAACUUCAUACACCUGUCACCUGUGUGCUAAUCAACCAUGGGCCGCUACCUGUUACUCCUGGUGGUGGUGCUGGCAGUCUUCCAGGACCUGUGGGCCAGCGGGGGCCGAACUGAUGGUCUCUCUCGCUGGGGGACGACGUGGGGGAAACACAACCACCGGGGCACCUCGACCAGAUCGCGGUCAACCCACAUGUCGCGCAUCAAACCGGAGCAGCAGAACAACACCGAGAUUCUGGCGCAGGUGGGCGGCAGCGUCACCAUCAAGUGUUACACGCACUACCUCGGCAACGAAAUGGUGACGUGGCUGAAGCGAGACGAGGACCACCUGUUGACGGCCGGCUCGCAGGUGUACUCCUCCGACAACCGCUUCUCCGUGGCGCACAUCAAAAACCAGGACCUAUGGGAAUUGUCGCUGAGGGACGUGCGCCUGUCUGAUGCCGGAUUGUACGAGUGCCAGCUGACCACACACCCGCCCACCUCACUCUUCUUCACCCUCAAGGUCGUGGAGGCCCGGGCGGUUAUCGAGGGGCACCCAUCCAUACACUUCCACAAGGGACACACGCUGCGCCUUCACUGCGUGGUGGAGAGGGCGACCGAAACACCUCAGUACAUCUUUUGGUACCACAACGGCAGCAUGGUGAACUACUACCCCAACCAGCCCGUCAGGAUCAUGAAACACAGGUACAGCAGCACGCUCAUUAUCAACAACCUCACCUGGGACCACGCCGGGGAGUACCGCUGUGAGCCUCACCUGGCCACCUCCGCCUCAAUCAAGGUGCAUGUGACAGGUCCCCCAGCGGCCAUGCAGAACACCGGCGAGGCAAGCGGGGGAGGCAGGAUCAUGAUGGGUGCUGGCGUGGCCCUCUCCCUCUCCCCUCGAACCGUGCCUUGGUCCUCCCUUCAAUGUCUCCUCGUGUGUCUUCUUGUAGCCAGAUGGUGAGGGAAGAGAGACACAACACCGCCUCUCUCCCCUCCUCCACCUCUCCAUCUCUCUCCUCUUUCUUCCUCCACUCCUCGGCAGCUUGAAGCACUGAAAAAAAACAGGAAGGGGAUGAUCUCUCAGCCUCAGUGAUGUUAAUGAUGUUUAAAGGUUUGUUUUUUGUUGAUGUUUUGAAAAGGGAGAAUUAUAUAUCUGGUUAGAAUUGUGAGAAUACUGAUGUUUCUUUCCCCUCUCAAUCUCUUUAUCUUUCUGUCUCCCUGUCUAUCCAUCUAUCUAUCUAUCUGUGUGUGUCUUACGUGCGUGUGUAUAUAGAGAGUUUAGUGGAGUGAGAUAAACGUAUAAAUAAAAUAAGUGAAUAAAUAAAUACAUAAAUACAACUAUACACGUCGUUGAAUAGAUAAUAAUAAAAGGGUUUAAUGUCAUGUGAUAUAGUGGUGUGUGUGUGUGUGUGUGUGUGUGUGUGUGUGUGUGUGUGUGUGUGUGUGUGUGUGUGUGUGUGUGUGUGUGUGUGUGUAAAAUAA